This is a messenger RNA of Bufo bufo (common toad), 1983 nucleotides long. RefSeq names its product beta-1,4-galactosyltransferase 6 (gene B4GALT6). The coding region runs from base 173 to 1321 and encodes 382 amino acids. The record is from RefSeq and is a predicted model, not a curated record. NCBI's taxonomy places the organism in Eukaryota, Metazoa, Chordata, Amphibia, Anura, Bufonidae. The transcript has 9 exons. Gene Ontology annotation, molecular function: UDP-galactose:glucosylceramide beta-1,4-galactosyltransferase activity. Gene Ontology annotation, biological process: glycosphingolipid biosynthetic process; carbohydrate metabolic process.
UCCCCCUGGGGGUUGGUGUAGCAGCUCCCGUGCAGCCGCCGCCGCCGUGAUCUCCGGUGGUGUGGUCCUUCCCCGUCCCAUCACUCCUGUCACCCGAUGGGCUUGUCCUCUGCCAGCAGCAGCCGCUCCGCCAGCGAGCUCCUCUGAGAGCCGCCUUCCGUCUACGGGCGCCAUGAGGCCGCUUUUCCGGAGGCUCCUGCGGGUCUCCAACCGAUCCAUCUUCGCCUUCAUCUUCCUUUUCUCGCUGUCCUCGUCCUGCCUGUACUUCGUGUAUGUGGCCCCCGGCAUAGCAAACACCUACCUCUUCAUGGUGCAAGCCCAAGGUAUAAUGCUAAGAGACAACGUACGGACCAUUGGACACAUGCUUAGACAGUAUACCAAUAAGAACAGUACACUGAAUGGAACAGAUUAUCCAGAUGGCACAAACUCUACAGACUUUACUUCACAGUCUACCAUGUACCUACCGGAAAACUUCACAAUCUCUCCACACCUUCCGUGCCCAGAGAAGCUGCCUUUUAUGCGUGGAUCUACUGAUAUCAAUAUGAGUGAGAUCACAUUAGAAGAAAUUCACCAGCAAUUUUCCGCCAUGGAUAUUGGGCCUGGAGGGCAUUGGAAACCUACAGACUGCACUCCUCGCUGGAAGGUGGCAAUCCUUAUUCCAUUCCGAAAUCGCCAUGAGCACCUGCCGAUCUUCUUCAGGCAUCUCAUCCCUAUGCUCCAGCGGCAGCGCCUAGAGUUCUCCUUCUACGUCAUCGAGCAGGCUGGUACGCAGACUUUCAAUCGAGCCAUGUUGUUUAAUGUUGGGUUUAAAGAAGCCAUGAAGGAUCGAAACUGGGAUUGUCUCAUCUUCCAUGAUGUGGAUCACAUUCCUGAAAGCGACAGAAAUUACUACGGAUGUGGGGAAAUGCCACGUCACUUUGCUGCAAAACUUGACAAAUACAUGUACAUUCUACCAUACAACGAGUUCUUUGGCGGUGUAAGUGGUUUGACUGUGGAGCAAUAUAGGAAGAUCAAUGGAUUUCCAAAUGCGUUCUGGGGCUGGGGAGGCGAAGAUGACGAUUUAUGGAACAGGGUGCAUUAUGCUGGCUUCAAUGUCUCUAGACCAGAAGGAGACCUAGGAAAAUACAAGUCAAUUCCUCACCAUCAUAGAGGGGAGGUGCAGUUCUUAGGCCGGUACAAAUUGCUGCGAUAUUCUAAAGAACGUCAGUUCCUUGAUGGAUUAAAUAAUUUAAUAUAUGCUCCAAACAUCGUAAUAGACAAGCUGUAUAAAAACAUCACCGUUAAUCUAGUGCCAGAGCUGGCUCCAGUGAAAGACUAUUAAUGGAGGGGCAGAGGAGGAGGCUCGCUGUCCGAAAUCAAAGUGAUGCCUACCAGAGCAGCAGGAAAGCUGUCGGGGUGGACCAGCUCCAGCGGACUGCUAGUGACUGAUAACUAAUUCCAAUUCUCUGAAUGUGUGACCAUACAUACAUCCGAAGCCAGCAGCUGCUAGAUCAAUGUUUACAGCAGAAGACUGCUCAUAAUAAAAGCCUUGUCUCACCAAACUCUCGACAUUUUCACCGCUCAAUCCACUGUGCAGUGAUUUUGAUUUUUCGUUCAAGAACACAAUUCUUUAUCAGAUUUGCACCAAUCGACUGCUUCUUGUAGUUCCUUUUUUUUUUUUUUUUUUUUUUUUGGACGGUUUUAAAUUUUUUUUAUUUUUUUUUGUAUUCCACAGGUGUACAUGUUUCUGUAUAUUUAUAAUUUUGAGUUGUGUACAUACAUUGGUUAUAUUUGUGUGUGUAUAUAUGUGUAGAUACAUUUAUGUAUACACACAUGGAUUGAUGGAAAGUUAUUCCAACGUUUUUAAUGACUCCUCUUUUACACCUUUGCAUGUCUUUAUUGUAUAACUGUACUAUUAUUAUUAUUAUUAUUAAUUUUUUUUUUAAUACAGACUUGUCUUCAUUUGCAUGAAAAAGAACAUGUAAAUAUUAGAAUUUAAAAAAA